Messenger RNA from Diospyros lotus (date-plum), 1687 nucleotides. Its product is annotated as purple acid phosphatase 22-like. The transcript is spliced from 5 exons. The record is from RefSeq and is a predicted model, not a curated record. The coding region runs from base 150 to 1520 and encodes 456 amino acids. Gene Ontology annotation, molecular function: metal ion binding; protein binding; acid phosphatase activity. NCBI's taxonomy places the organism in Eukaryota, Viridiplantae, Streptophyta, Magnoliopsida, Ericales, Ebenaceae.
GUCACUUACUUGACGCCAUCAUAUUCCAUUCUUUUCCCUGCUUUUGAUUUUCUCGUUUCCCCGUACGUACCUUUUAGAACUUUAUAUAUAAUCAAGCGCCUGUGCUGUGUGUGUCUUAAACCAAACCCAGUUCGUAGAAUCGUAGAUUUAUGAAAACUUUUGCUUUACUGGAGUCGAAGAAAUUAAUGGAGGUAUGGUGCUCACCUGCCAUCGUCUUCUUCCUCUUCGUCUUCUUCCAACUUCAUUUGCAGUCGCUGGCAACGCCGGAGUACGGUCGUCAGCCACCUCGGUCCAUCGUUUUCACCCAACACGAACGGCCUGAAUCAGAGCCUCAACAGAUUCACGUAUCACUAGCCGGGAAGGGCCACAUGAGAGUCUCAUGGGUCACAUCCGACGACGACGCGCCGUCGACUGUAGAAUACGGCAAGACGCUGGGGAAAUACGAAUCGUCGGCUACCGGAGAACAUACCAAGUACCACUAUUUCUUCUACACCUCCGGCAAGAUCCACCACGUCAAGAUCGGACCUUUGGAACCCAGCACCACCUAUUACUACCGGUGCAGCGGGUCCGGCCCGGAGUUCAGCCUCCGGACACCUCCUUCCGCCUUUCCUAUCGAGUUCGCCGUAGUUGGCGAUUUAGGGCAAACCGAGUGGACUGCAUCUACCCUACAACACGUUAAUGCCAGCGACUACAAUGUGCUCUUAUUGCCCGGUGAUCUAUCUUACGCCGACACGCACCAGCCGAUCUGGGACUCGUUCGGCCGCCUGGUCGAGCCGUACGCCAGUCGACGGCCAUGGAUGGUGACGGAGGGCAACCAUGAAAUAGAGACGUUGCCGAUCGUCCAUCCCCAUGGCUUCAAGGCCUACAAUGCAAGGUGGCUGAUGCCACACAGAGAGAGUAUGUCAAAAUCAAACCUAUACUAUUCGUUUGAUGUCGCUGGCACACAUGUCAUCAUGUUGGGAUCUUACACCGACUUCGAGGCUGGCUCAGAGCAGUACGAGUGGCUCGAAGCCGACUUGGCUAAAGUCAACAGAUUGAAGACACCGUGGCUGGUCGUGUUGCUCCAUGCUCCGUGGUACAACACCAACGCUGCCCACAGAGGUGAAGGAGAGAGCAUGAGGAAGGCCAUGGAGGCGCUCUUGUAUAUGGCGCGAACUGAUUUGGUUUUCGCAGGGCAUGUUCAUGCAUAUGAACGCUUCACUAGAGUGUAUGACAAUAAAGAGGACCCAUGUGGUCCUGUAUAUGUGACGGUUGGCGAUGGAGGGAACAGAGAGGGGCUUGCUUUGAAGUUUGAGAAGCCGAGCCCGUCAAUUUCAAUUUAUCGAGAACCGAGCUUCGGGCAUGGCCGGUUGAGGAUUUUGAACCAAACCCAUGCUCACUGGUCGUGGCAUCGGAACAAUGAGUCCAACUCCAUGGUUGCUGAUGAGGUCUGGUUCGAGAGCUUGAGCUCUGUCAAAACUUGCAACCAAGGCAUUGCCGGAGGGAAAGGGUGGUCGGGUUCUCUCAAAGACGAACUUUAAACCCAUUAACCCUUAUUACUUGUCGUUCCGAAUUCGAAAUUUCAAAUUGAUUGCAUAGUCAUCACAUAUCAUCUGGAUUUGAGCUCGCCUUAAUUUUGAACAUAUCUGUAUUCAAAUAUCAAGUCAGUGAAAUUAGAGGUAAAUCAGUUGUUGUUUAGCUUGGCAUG